UCACACAUAGCAAAAAAAGUAAGUCAAAGUAAAUGUUUAUAAGGCUUUUCGGCCUCUAUAUCAUAUCAUAUACGUUGGGGGCGUGGUCGGUGGACUGGGGCUCGACCAAUGGUGUCGCAGUGGAGGAAAAUGGGUGUUCCCUUCUGUGAGGAGCAGAAGUUGAACAGCGCGAGCAGACAGAGCUUUGGAAAGGCAGAUUCAGAGAGGGCAGAGGCAGCAGCCCUCUUCUGGAUGGGGGGGGGACUUAUAACAAAAAUAUAUAUACACACACACGUGUGAAUUGUUUGGCCGCACGAUAGGUCAUAUGUGGGAAACUGUUAUUUUAGAAAAUCCAACCACCGCGGUUUUACAUUUAAAAUGCCUAUUUUACUUUUCCUGUUAGACACGUCCGCCUCUAUGAAUCAGCGCACUUAUUUGGGUACGACGUAUCUGGACGUUGCUAAAGGCGCGGUUGAGGUCUUUAUGAAGCUGCGUGCCCGAGACCCGGCUAGUAGAGGCGACAGGUACAUGCUAGUUACAUUUGAUGAGCCACCAUACGGAGUGAAGGCGGGCUGGAAGGAGAACCACGCCACCUUCAUGUGCGAGCUGAAGAACCUACAGGCAUCUGGGCUGACCACGUUAGGCCACGCCCUUCGCACGGCCUUUGACCUGCUUAACCUCAACCGCCUUGUCUCCGGAAUUGACAACUACGGACAGGGCCGUAACCCGUUCUUUCUCGAGCCAUCCGUGAUCAUUACUAUCACCGAUGGGAACAAGCUCACACACAGCUCAGGGGUGCCCGAGGAGCUGCACCUGCCCCUGAACUCGCCUUUGGCUGGCAGCGAGCUGACCAAAGAGCCUUUCCGCUGGGACCAGCGUCUGUUCGCGCUGGUGCUGAGGCUGCCGGGAGCGGCCGCGCCGGACAACGAGCAGCUCGGGAGCGUCCCGACCGACGAGUCGUCCAUCACCCAGAUGUGCGAAGUCACCGGAGGGCGAUCGUAUUGCGUGCGGACGCAGAGGAUGUUGAACCAGUGUCUGGAGUCCCUGGUGCAGAAGGUUCAAAGUGGCGUUGUCAUCAAUUUUGAAAAGACAGGCCCAGAUCCGCCUCUCACAGGGGAAGAUAACUGUGUAGAGUCCAGUCGCCCCGUGUCAUCCUUCAGCCCACAGCCCUGGCACAGUUGCCACAAGCUAAUAUACGUGCGACCAAACCCGAAAACCGGGGUGCCAGUGGGCCAUUGGCCCAUACCCGAGUCCUUCUGGCCGGACCAGAAUUCUCCAACGCUGCCGCCUCGCUCCGCUCAUCCUGUGGUGCGCUUCUUCUGUGUGGACUGCGAGCCCAUGGUAAUUGACAAGCUUCCCUUCGACAAGUACGAACUGGAGCCAUCUCCACUCACCCAGUACAUUUUAGAGAGGAAGUCUCCUCACAUGUGCUGGCAGGUGUUCGUCAACAGCAGCGGGAAGCAAAGUGACCACGGGCAUCCAUUUGGCUACCUGAAAGCAAGCACCACCCUCACCUGUGUUAACCUGUUUGUCAUGCCUUACAACUACCCAGUCGUCCUCCCACUCCUCGAUGAUUUGUUUAAAGUGCACAAGCUGAAACCAAACCUCAAGUGGCGACAGUCCUUUGAGAUGUACCUGAAGAUCAUGCCUCCGUACUACCUCCUGCCCUUAAAAAAGGCACUGAGGAUGAUGGGAGCUCCCAACCUGAUUGCAGACACCAUGGACUGUGGCCUGAGUUACAGUGUCAUUUCCUACCUGAAGAAGCUCAGCCAGCAGGCAAAAAUGGAGUCAGACCGUCUGAUUGUGUCUGUGGGGAAGAAGGCACCUCAAGAAACUGGCAUAAAAGUAAAGAACCACUCCAGCUCCCUCUCUCUGGCCUAUCGGCCCGACUUCAAGCAGCUGCUGCAGGGAAUCACCGGGGAGGGGCCCAUUCGCCUGUUGGACAUCAACUUCAAAGAGUUUGCAGGCUUCCAGAUCGCUCUCCUCAACAAGGACGUAAAACCUCAAGCUUACCGGAAUGCCUAUGACAUCCCAAGACGAAACCUUCUAGAUCAACUCACGCGGAUGCGCUCCAACCUGCUGCGGAGGUCUUUAAAACUGAUCCGAGGGCAAGAUGAAGACUACCUACACAGUAUUCCAGUGGCACAGAUGGGAAACUAUCAGGAGUACCUCAAAAUGAUGCCAUCUCCCUUAAGAGAGAUCGAUCCCGAUCAACCGAAACGACUGCACACAUUUGGGAAUCCAUUCAAACAAGACAAGAAGGGUAUGAUGAUCGAUGAGGCGGACGAGUUUGUGGCGGGCCCCCAAAACAAGAAGAGGGGCAACUGCGGCGAUUCCAACUCGAGCGCCACCGUGAAACGGAGGCGGAGCAUGUCGCCGUUGCUGCGUCGGACGCAAACCCCGCCGGGGAACGCCAACCACGUCGCAGGGAAAGGCCCGGCUGGAGCUCCGGGCCAGCAGAGUCCCCUCAAGCCCAGCCCGCUGCAAAAAGGAGGGGACGGCAGCGCUGUUGUCGUCACCGAAAGCAACGGCGACGGCGUUCUGGGGCUGGACUCUGGAGAGAUCUGGCCCGCCGAGGUGGAAUCGCAGACGGCGAGUCCGCCGUCGCUAAACUUGGAGGAGAAGGCCUCGGGGGGAGCGGCAGAUCAGGCGGAGGAUGUGGGCACAGCGGAGGACAGGCUGGCAGCGGAUCCUCUGGAAGAUCCGAUGCUUGAUGAGAAACACAGCUGCGAGCCUCUAAGUCCACAAAGUGAUCUGGACGGUUCCGAGACCGACGCCGCGUUCCUUGAGACCGUAUUCAUCGCCCCGCUGGAGGGCAGCCAGGCGGAGCUCCGCAGCCGAGUAAUUAAGGAGGUCCGCAAACCCGGACGAAACUACAAGGCAAUACUGAGUCUACUGCAGCAGGUGAAAGGACCAGUAAAUGUACAGAGAUACUUCAUCCAACACGCUAUCAAAGAAGCUGCCAGGUUCAAAAAGCGGGUACUGAUCCAACAGCUGGAGAGCACGCUCACCGAGUUGGAGGAGAAGCAGGAAACAGACUUGCAGCUUUUCAACGAUCACGGCAGGUAGUCACCAGAUAAAGAAACGGGGGGAGGCCCCUUUCCUUGAAGGCAUAUCUCUUUACGAGCAGCCUCACAAACAACAAACCGAGGAACCAGACACAGCAGCGGCCAGACGCUCCGACGGCUGAAGAUCGCACCGUCCCUGCAUCUUUAUGAUGCAUGGGGUCAGAGGCAGAGGGUCUGACUGAAGGGCAGAGUAAAGAGAUUUGGGAAAUAAUCCUCUUCAUAUUGACAGAUGCCUUAAACACCCAUAUGGCUUUUGUCUGUAUGGAUGACAUGAUAAGCUGGCAGAUCUUCACAUCAGCAAGAGCAAGCUUUUGCUCACUGAAAACAGACCUUUAUUCAGCUGGUCUGAGAAGCGUUUUUCUUUUUAUUUAAUUUUAUGUGAAACAAAAGGUUGCACAUAUAUGUAGAUUUAUAGCUGGCCCGAGAAAUCUUGUCAAGCCAGCAUAUAUCUGUAAAAGAAUGAAUUUAUUUUUGUACUUUUUUUUUUUUUGGUGUCGGCCAUUUUAUGACUUUUAUCAAACAUCGGACUCAUUUUAAAAGUUGAUGUUGACAUUCAACGGCAUUAGGGGUGUGCAAUACAGAUUCCUUUUUCAGGGAAUUCACGUCAGACAUGGCAGAAAAUGUCCCGUCAGACAUUUUUAUUUCUGGCCAAUCCAGUCAUUAAUCCGGUCACAUUAAUAUGAUUUUUCACAUUCAUUGGAAUUGCAGUACUGCCACAUUAAAGGUAUAUUUACCACUGAAUAUGUGGUACAGAAAAAUACGAAUAUCUCAUAGCACAUAACGCCCGAUCUUGUUUGCCAUCUUUCAGUGAUAAAAGGUUCACUUUAACAUGCCAUAAUAUAUAGUCAUUUUUCAGACUUUUAAAUGUCUAAAAUAGUAAUCUCUGUCACCAAUUGGACACAUUCUGCAAACAAACUACCUAUUUUAAAGAUAAUUUUGAUGUCCGCAUCAGUAUUUUGGGAGCUGGAAACACAACAGUAUAUUAACUGAGGAUCCUCCUGUUUUAUAUUAACAGUGCGGUCUCUGUUUAUUCGAUCUGGCACACACACACUCUCACUCUCUAACUCCAGUUAAACCAUUACAACAGAACUCCCAGCGGGUUCAGCUGCCUCGUCGUAACAGUUGAUCAUCUGUCCUCUGCAUAGUCCCGAGUCCACACUCCCCUUUUUUGUUCUCCUUGCUUUUACAGCACGUGUACACUAUUUUUAAUGUUCAUAGGGAUAUAGAUUAUUUUUGUGAGUUUAUGUCAGAGUUUAAGAAAUAUUUUGGAAGAAAUUUCCAAAGCCAUGUCUUUUUUUGUAACUGUUACACAAAGUGAAAAGAUUUACUAAGAUUUUUUUAAAUAAAA
Menidia menidia (Atlantic silverside) is the source of this 4395-nucleotide messenger RNA. NCBI's taxonomy places the organism in Eukaryota, Metazoa, Chordata, Actinopteri, Atheriniformes, Atherinopsidae. The record is from the annotation of a GenBank genome assembly.